Messenger RNA from Mus caroli (Ryukyu mouse), 1620 nucleotides. RefSeq names its product claudin 4 (gene Cldn4). Gene Ontology annotation, molecular function: structural molecule activity. NCBI's taxonomy places the organism in Eukaryota, Metazoa, Chordata, Mammalia, Rodentia, Muridae. The record is from RefSeq and is a predicted model, not a curated record. Gene Ontology annotation, cellular component: bicellular tight junction; membrane.
GCAGGUGCAGGCAGGAAAGAGCUGCAGUGUUCGCGCUUGGUAGCUGGUGUACNGGACUCGGCUGGCUUUGUGUCCCUGAAGCUCACCAGAAAAGACUUUCUCAGCCCUCGGACUCCAGAGAGAGAGAGGUACUUUUUGUGAUCACCGACUUUGACCUCCUGCAGAGGCUGAGCGAUGGCGUCCAUGGGACUACAGGUCCUGGGAAUCUCCUUGGCAGUNCUGGGCUGGCUGGGAAUCAUCCUGAGUUGUGCGCUCCCCAUGUGGCGGGUGACCGCCUUCAUCGGCAGCAACAUCGUCACGGCACAGACCAGCUGGGAGGGCCUCUGGAUGAACUGUGUGGUGCAGAGCACUGGUCAGAUGCAGUGCAAGAUGUACGACUCGAUGCUCGCCCUGCCGCAGGACCUGCAGGCCGCCCGAGCCCUUAUGGUCAUCAGCAUCAUCGUGGGUGCUCUGGGGAUGCUUCUCUCAGUGGUAGGGGGCAAGUGCACCAACUGCAUGGAGGACGAGACCGUCAAGGCCAAGAUCAUGAUCACCGCCGGAGCCGUGUUCAUCGUGGCAAGCAUGCUGAUUAUGGUGCCUGUGUCCUGGACCGCUCACAACGUCAUCCGCGACUUCUACAACCCUAUGGUGGCUUCCGGGCAGAAGAGGGAGAUGGGGGCCUCGCUUUACGUCGGCUGGGCAGCCUCCGGGUUGCUGCUCCUGGGAGGAGGCCUCCUCUGCUGCAGUUGCCCACCUCGUAGCAACGACAAGCCUUACUCGGCCAAGUACUCCGCAGCCCGCUCUGUCCCCGCCAGCAACUAUGUGUAAGGUGGGCCACUCUAUGUCCACAUUGCCUUUGUUAUCUUCUUUUCGGAUUGAGCUCAUAACAGCCUGUGGCCCCUCACAUUCUCCAAGACCUGCCCUGCUAUGGGCCACUAACUGCUUGCUGGGGACAGGCAAACCCGGACUGUGCAAAGUUACUAGCCCGUAGCUCUUGGGCUGCUCCACAUGGCUCCUUACUGCNGGCAAGGAUGGAUGUAAAAAUAUCACCUUGCUGCUUACAUCCAAAUUGCUGGUGGAUAUGGGGCUGAAGGCAGAAGCAGCUGGGAAGGGCAGUAGAGGCGCAAGCUGGGUCCUGCUGGCCGGGGUAGCUCAGCUGUGACUUUGGACUCUGGAGUGGAUGUCCUCAUGUUAGCAAACGUCCACUGUCCUUUCUCUAUCCCCCUCACUCAGCCUACACGUUACUCCAGCGCUACUCUUGCCAUUACGCCCCGUGUUUCUGAGCACAGCUGGUCCUACCCCAAGUCAUGGUGUGCUGAAUGACUGACUGAGGGGCCAUUGAGAGCCGGUGGGCUCUGCCAUGGAACCCUUCUGUUGAUUAGCAAUGACUGUGCUUGACCCACCCACCUACCCUACUAAUGAAUUUCUGUAGAGUGGAUGGACGGGUUUGAGGGAAGAAGGGUGGAGGUGGAUUAAACUGGUUUGGGGAGGGCUGGGGACCUAGAAGCAGCCCUGUGUGUCCCCACCCCUUUUCCGCACUGUCUUGCUAAUGUUCUGAUCACUGUGCGCCCCCCCCUUCAGAAGGACCCUGGGCCUCUUGAGUUGGCCCCUCUGAGUUCCCUCCCUUUGCCCAUUUCAAGG